CGCGGUGACGCGCGGGGCUGCUGCGGCUGCUCCGCCGGCGGAUCAUCACUCUCGGGCUGGGAUGGACGCGGGGCGGGCGGGCCCUGGCGCGCGGAGCCGGGAGUCCGGGCCUCCCGGCUGCUGAGCGUCCCUCGAAGCCUCCCCUCACCUCCGCCUUCCCUCCUAGGAGCCGCGCUGACCCCCGCCCCGGGGCUCUGGACUCGGCUCCCGCCCUCCUCUGACUCCCCGGACCUCCCCCUCCUGCCCGCCCUCGGGAUCGACUAGAUCCCUCCCCCUCCCCGAGGAUUCCGGCUAGAUCCCUGCCCCUGCACCGCGGAUCCUGCGCUCCCGGGCCCCGGGCCCCUGGGGAUUGCCGUGUACUCCUCCUCCAGCACCCGAGCCUUAGGAUCCUCCGCUUGGACCGCCUUCUGGUCCCUCGAAGCCGGCCCACGGAACCAGUGGACCCUCAAUCUAGUCCUGUCCCGUUGCCCCCUCUUUGCUGUAUCGUCCCUACUGCGGGGUUCCCUGUUCUCGGGCUCCCCUAGAUCCCAUCCCCUAGCUCUCCUUUUCCCGGGGAUCGACUGGAUCCCGGCCCCGCCCCCCGGGGCUGGGGCGAUCCCCCUCCCCCGCCGGGUGAGGCGCUGCGGGCGGGGGCUGGGCCUGCGGGGCCGCGGGGGCUCAGAGGCCGCCGCCCCCUCCCGAAGGCCGUUCGCCCCCAACUCGGAGCCCUGGAUGGAGGCAUCACGGCCCCAGGGCUGAGCCAGGUCGGGCCUGCCUUCACCUUCUCCCACCUCCUUCCCCUUCCCCACCCCGUGCCCCCUCCAUGGAGAGGAACAGGCCCCUUCUCUGUCCAGUCUAACCCAGGUCCCUCCCCACCCCCCUCCUCCCUUCUUUCCCCCACCCCCUCCUCCCUCCUGGGGCGAGGGGGGCCUCCCUCCCUCUCCCCCCCCUUCUCUCUCUCUCCGAGGGGGGGGGUCCCGGGGAGGGAGGGGGGGUCCCCCGAUCAGCAUGUGGCUCCUGGCGCUGUGUCUGGUGGGGCUGGCGGGGGCUCAACGGGGGGGAGGGGGGCCCGGCGGCGGCGCCCAGGGCGGCCCGGGCCUGGGCCUCGGCAGCCUCGGGGAGGAGCGCUUCCCGGUGGUGAACACGGCCUACGGGCGAGUGCGCGGCGUGCGGCGCGAGCUCAACAACGAGAUCCUGGGCCCCGUCGUGCAGUUCUUGGGCGUGCCCUACGCCACGCCGCCCCUGGGCGCCCGCCGCUUCCAGCCGCCUGAGGCGCCCGCCUCGUGGCCCGGCGUGCGCAACGCCACCACCCUGCCGCCCGCCUGCCCGCAGAACCUGCACGGGGCGCUGCCCGCCAUCAUGCUGCCUGUGUGGUUCACCGACAACUUGGAGGCGGCCGCCACCUACGUGCAGAACCAGAGCGAGGACUGCCUGUACCUCAACCUCUACGUGCCCACCGAGGACGGUCCGCUCACAAAAAAACGUGACGAGGCGACGCUCAAUCCGCCAGACACAGAUAUCCGUGACCCUGGGAAGAAGCCCGUGAUGCUGUUUCUCCACGGCGGGUCCUACAUGGAGGGCACCGGAAACAUGUUCGAUGGCUCAGUCCUGGCUGCCUAUGGCAACGUCAUUGUAGCCACGCUCAACUACCGUCUUGGGGUGCUCGGUUUUCUCAGCACCGGGGACCAGGCAGCAAAAGGCAACUAUGGGCUCCUGGACCAGAUCCAGGCCCUGCGCUGGCUCAGUGAAAACAUCGCCCAUUUUGGGGGCGACCCCGAGCGCAUCACCAUCUUUGGGUCCGGGGCAGGGGCCUCCUGCGUCAACCUUUUGAUCCUCUCCCACCAUUCAGAAGGGCUGUUCCAGAAGGCCAUCGCCCAGAGUGGCACUGCCAUUUCCAGCUGGUCCGUCAACUACCAGCCGCUCAAAUACACGCGGCUGCUGGCAGCCAAAGUGGGCUGUGACCGAGAGGACAGCGCCGAAGCUGUGGAGUGUCUGCGUCGGAAGCCCUCCCGGGAACUGGUGGACCAGGACGUGCAGCCCGCCCGCUACCACAUCGCCUUUGGGCCCGUGGUGGACGGCGACGUGGUCCCCGAUGACCCUGAGAUCCUCAUGCAGCAGGGAGAAUUCCUCAACUACGACAUGCUCAUCGGCGUCAACCAGGGAGAGGGUCUCAAGUUCGUGGAGGACUCUGCAGAGAGCGAGGACGGUGUGUCUGCCAGCGCCUUCGACUUCACUGUGUCCAACUUUGUGGACAACCUGUAUGGCUACCCGGAGGGCAAGGAUGUGCUUCGGGAGACCAUCAAGUUCAUGUACACAGACUGGGCUGACCGGGACAAUGGCGAGAUGCGCCGCAAGACCCUGCUGGCGCUCUUCACCGACCACCAAUGGGUGGCACCAGCUGUGGCCACCGCCAAGCUGCACGCUGACUACCAGUCUCCUGUCUACUUUUACACCUUCUACCACCACUGCCAGGCGGAGGGUCGGCCUGAGUGGGCAGAUGCAGCACAUGGGGACGAACUGCCCUAUGUCUUUGGUGUGCCCAUGGUGGGUGCCACCGAUCUCUUCCCCUGUAACUUUUCCAAGAAUGACGUCAUGCUCAGUGCUGUGGUCAUGACCUACUGGACCAACUUCGCCAAGACUGGGGACCCCAACCAACCAGUGCCACAGGAUACCAAGUUCAUCCACACGAAACCCAAUCGCUUUGAGGAGGUGGUGUGGAGCAAAUUCAACAGCAAGGAGAAGCAGUAUCUGCACAUAGGCUUGAAGCCACGAGUGCGUGACAACUACCGCGCCAACAAGGUGGCCUUCUGGCUGGAGCUCGUGCCCCACCUGCACAACCUACACACGGAGCUCUUCACCACCACCACGCGCCUGCCUCCCUACGCCACGCGCUGGCCGCCUCGCCCACCCGCCGGUGCCCCGGGUACACGCCGCCCCCCGCCGCCCGCCACCCUUCCGCCCGAGCCCGAGCCUGAGCCAGGCCCGAGGGCCUACGACCGCUUCCCCGGGGACUCGAGGGACUACUCCACGGAGCUGAGCGUCACCGUGGCCGUGGGUGCCUCCCUCCUCUUCCUCAACAUCCUGGCCUUUGCUGCCCUCUACUACAAGCGGGACCGGCGACAGGAGCUGCGCUGCCGGAGGCUUAGCCCACCUGGCGGCUCUGGCUCUGGCGUGCCCGGUGGGGGCCCCUUGCUCCCCACCGCCGGCCGCGAGCUGCCACCAGAGGAGGAGCUGGUGUCCCUGCAGCUGAAGCGGGGUGGUGGCGUCGGGGCGGACCCUGCUGAGGCUCUGCGCCCUGCCUGCCCACCCGACUACACCCUGGCCCUGCGCCGGGCACCGGACGAUGUGCCUCUCUUGGCCCCAGGGGCCCUGACCCUGCUGCCCAGUGGCCUGGGGCCACCGCCACCCCCACCGCCUCCGUCCCUUCAUCCCUUUGGGCCCUUCCCCCCGCCUCCCCCCACCGCUACCAGCCACAACAACACGCUACCCCACCCCCACUCCACCACUCGGGUAUAGGGAGCGGCGUGGGGAGGCCCUCCUCCCCGGCCCCCCCCGGCCCGGCCCCUCCGAAGGCAGGGAGGAGGACUCGGCGACCGGCUUUUCUCCUGGGGAGUCGUCACGUGCCAUCCAGCAGCACAAAGGUGGACCUGGGACCCCUCGCUGCGACGUGUGCUUUCCCACGCGGAGAAGCCCAGUCUCCUCUCUGGACCUGGGCCUUUGAACAACUGGGGGGCGUUUUCUCCCCUCCAUUGGGACACCCAUCUUCGGUGUGUGGCAAUGUGGAAGUAUUUUCCCAAGUGCAGGUGUGCUUUCUCAAGGGGGUGUGUUUUCCCAUGUGCAGGGUGAGGUUUUUUUUUUUGCCGCCCUGGACACAUGUUGGCCCCCUCAAAGAAUUUCUGUGGGGAUUUGUACCCCAGAAUCCUGUUCCUUCAGGCCUUCUCCCACCUGCUCCCCUCCCUUCCCCUGGAGACCCUGGAAGUGGUAUGUUCACAUGCAGUGACCCUUGGCCACCAGACCACAGAGGGUGGAGCCCGGGAAGCAGCGAGGAAAUCACAGCCCCCCUCGACCCUGCCUCCCCUGUGCCCCACCCUGGUGAAGCAUGUUCCCCCGCCCCCCGCCCCUCCUUUUGGCACAAGUCAGAUGGAAGCACGUUCUCCAGGGUGGCCCUCCCCUUCCUCAGAGGACGGGCACAGAUUUCCUGCCCGGGGGGAGGGAGGAGUCCACGCAUCCUGGUGCUGCCUGGAAGCUUCUCUUCCCGUGGCCCAGGAAGCAUUUCUGAGUGGAAACGUGUUUGCACGUGGAUGUGUGUUUCCCAUGCAGGUGGCUCCUCUCUCCCCAGCCCUUCCCUGCCUCCCCCAGGCCCCAGGCCCAGCCCUCAAUCCCUCCUCUCAUGGCAAGUGAGCACAGACCUCUAGUGGACAGGAGCUGAGGAGGGUGCAAAACCCAGAGGGAGGCCCCGCUCCCUCCCUCGGAGAUGAAGAGGUAGGGGAGGGGGCGUGGCAUGUGCGGCCCACAGAGGCCAUGCACGUCUGAGCAAAGCCCUCAGCCCUCAGGGGGGCAAGGACAGCCUUUUCCUCAGGCCUCGGAGCGCGCUGCUCAGCUGUGCCAAACCGGGUAGGUGGAUUUGAGCAGAAAGACCCCCAAAAUGUGCCAAGCAUUUCCCAGUUCCCGGCAGGGCAGGAGGAACUAGAGGCAAGCAGAAUACAGGGUGAGGGAUGUGGCGGGUUAGGGGGGUCUCCUCUGUGCCCCUUCUCCUCGCCGCGUCUCCCCCACCCUGCCUCAGUCCCCCGUUCCUCUUCAUCUCCGUCUCCCUCUUUGAAGCUGUCCCCCUCUCAGCAUCAGACCCGCCUUCUCCUCAGCUGACCCCCCUCCUUCUCUGACCCCCGCCCCCUCCUUGGCUGAAAGAAAGGAGCCUUGAGGGGCCGAGGGGAGGCGGUGGGGAGAAAGAUCUCAUCGGGCAAAUUGGGGAGAAUGAGGUCAGCGGUGCUGAGGAACGGGUGGAGGGGGCAGUGGGGACGGAGCUCGGGCAGACCCGAGCGGGAAGAAUCUGACAUGUGUGAGAUGACGCCUUGGAGGGCCUUGGGUUUGAGCCUCUGGGGAAAGAAUGACGUCAGGAAGGGACCAGGGGAUGCCAGUGGACGAGGGGAGAAUCCUCAUCUGCUGGCGUUUUCUAGGGUGUUGGUGCCAAACUUGAGUGGGGGUGGGGUGCUGUCUUCCACUGACCCCCAAAUCCAGAAUCCCUGGUCUUGAGUCCCCAGACCUUCGCCUUAUGACUCGUCCCUUCUCCUCCUACCUCCAUCCACGGAAAAUUAGUUCUUUUCUGAUCCUUUCCCCUGCCUGGUCUAGCUCCUGUCCAAACAGCCAUGCCCUCCAACUGCUAGAGACCUGGGCCCUGAACCCUGUAGACAGCUGCCCCCAGAAUUGGGGCAUGGGAGGGGGGCUGGGGGACCCCAUGAUUCAGCCACGGACUCCAAUGCCCAGCUCCUCUCCCCAGAACAAUCCUGAUAAUCCCACGUCCCUACCCCAACCCUUUGCGGCUCUGUACACAUUUUUAAACCUGGCAAAAGAUGAAGAGAAUAUUGUAAAUACAAAAGUUUAACUGUU
Saimiri boliviensis boliviensis (Bolivian squirrel monkey) is the source of this 5583-nucleotide messenger RNA. It is a transcript of the gene NLGN2, whose product is annotated as neuroligin 2. The record is from RefSeq and is a predicted model, not a curated record. Lineage: Eukaryota; Metazoa; Chordata; Mammalia; Primates; Cebidae. Gene Ontology annotation, molecular function: neurexin family protein binding. Gene Ontology annotation, cellular component: membrane.